GAAGUUUUUUUUUUUUUCGUCUGCUCUUACGUCUAAAACUCAUGAGAUGAGAUGGGCUGUGCACUCUUUGCCUUAAACCAACACACCACGACUGUGCUGAAUUCAUCUUGCAACGAAUUGCGUGAUCAGAGAUAAAAAAGCCGCCGCAUCCGUGGAGCUGACAGAUUGCCGGAUCUUCACUAAUGACUGAGGACAUAGGAGCAAGGAACCACAGGAGACACAAUGCCUAGGUCUUUCUUGGUGAAGAGCAAAAAAGCUCACAGCUACCACGAGCCGCGAUCUUUGGAAGAUGACCACAACAGACUUGAUACUAUUUUAGCUCAUAUAUGUGCAGAAAGCAAAACUUCAGAUGAGUGCUGUCCGGAUGUCCUGACCGGUGACACGACUGGCGCUUGUUCCCCGGACUCUCACCUGGUGGAUCACGCGGAUCUUUCCUCGAAGUCUCCUCUCAGCAGUGACGGAAGCGUGUGCGACCGCUCCUCAGAUUACGAAGACUUCUGGCGACCUCCAUCACCAUCAGCAUCACCGGAGUCAGAAAAGUCCUUUUCACCCUCUGGUGAAGAAACGCAUCCCUUCACCGUCCCCUUCAGGCCUUACGCGUGGAGCAGGUACUCGGGAUGUGAAAUCCGACAGCUGGUCCAGCAUACUCUCAACCAUCACCGCUCUCCUCCAGCCUAUUACAGCGAUCGCGUGGUCGAGCCCUCUCUCUUCAACGAAAGAGGAUCUGGUGCUACCAUUUACAACAGUUAUGGUUCCACUGCCACCCUGUUCGAGCGCGCCACUGCCUCUGGACUUUAUGAUGACAGCAGCAUACUGGGAAAAGGAACUGAGAUGAAAUCCAGCGCUGAUGUGAUGUGUAAUCGACUCCUGCUAAAUGGCGCAUUCAAAUGUAUAAAAUGCAGCAAGGUGUUCUCCACACCGCAUGGCUUGGAAGUUCACGUUCGGAGGUCGCAUAGUGGAACAAGACCUUAUGCUUGCGACAUCUGCGGGAAAACGUUCGGACACGCGGUCAGUCUGGAGCAACACAGAGCUGUUCACUCACAGGAGAGAAGCUUUGAUUGUAAAAUCUGUGGGAAAACUUUUAAAAGAUCAUCUACUUUGUCCACGCAUCUCCUCAUCCACUCCGACACACGGCCCUACCCGUGCCAGUACUGCGGAAAGAGAUUCCACCAGAAAUCAGAUAUGAAGAAACACACAUUCAUCCACACAGGGGAGAAGCCACACAAAUGUCAGGUGUGUGGGAAAGCUUUCAGUCAGAGCUCCAAUCUGAUAACACACAGUCGAAAGCACACCGGAUUCAAACCGUUCGGAUGUGACCUCUGCAGCAAAGGAUUCCAGCGCAAGGUCGAUCUAAGAAGACACAAGGAAACACAACACGGACUGAAGUGAGGAAACGAGUCCAGGACUUUACCAAACACUACUGGACAACCUUUAAAAGUCUUUUCCAUUUAAAAAGCUACAAAUGCUUCUUCAGAAAACAUUAAAUCAGUGUUCAGAGAAGGCGAUUUUAAAGCGUUUACAUUGGUUUGUAGAGCUGUUUAUGCUUUGUGAGAUUUGCCUACGAGUCAGCAGCAGGCCAGCAGGUCUGGCAGCUUUCACGGUGAUGUUAGACAGGGGUAUCUUGAUCCAAAUCAAUAGCCCGCUGCAGAGACAUGCCAGGCAUCGUGUCUGAACCCAAAAUAUUAUCACCAAAAUAAUCAGGGACGAAAUAUAACCGCCGCGAGAAAGGACACUGUAGGCUAUCACCCAAAAUAUCAGCUGAAGGAGAGAAAAAUCAGCGCAUCUCAUAAGAAUGUCACUUUGUUUUCAAGGCUGCGAAGGGAAUGCUGGCAAAACAAGCACUACAAUAAGACUGCGAGAUUUCAUCAAUAAAAGGACUGUUUGUGUACUAUAGCCCAAUUAAAUGAUUUGGCAACAUGUCGAAGCCUUUUCCAUUCAUCAUUUUUUAUUUCUAUUUAGAUUUCGUUUUCUUUAACGUAGUAGGCUAAAUAUAUUCGAUUACAUUAAAUUAAAUUGUCAUUUACACUAUUUAUUGGAAUAAAGAAUAAACAGAGA
This is a messenger RNA of Carassius gibelio (silver crucian carp), 2055 nucleotides long. Its product is annotated as zinc finger protein Gfi-1-like. NCBI's taxonomy places the organism in Eukaryota, Metazoa, Chordata, Actinopteri, Cypriniformes, Cyprinidae. The record is from RefSeq and is a predicted model, not a curated record. Bases 223 to 1389 code for a protein of 388 amino acids. The transcript has 7 exons. Gene Ontology annotation, cellular component: nucleus.